This is a messenger RNA of Penaeus monodon (black tiger shrimp), 2863 nucleotides long. RefSeq lists its product as uncharacterized. Bases 105 to 1973 code for a protein of 622 amino acids. Lineage: Eukaryota; Metazoa; Arthropoda; Malacostraca; Decapoda; Penaeidae. The record is from RefSeq and is a predicted model, not a curated record. The transcript is spliced from 13 exons.
UAAGAAGGGUUGUUUAAGUCGUUCUGUUGUUGUAAUUAAGACAACGGGACCACCCGAUUCCCACUGCCGUCCUGUGCUGUACGUUUGUAUCCCUAUUACCUCCUAUGGUGUCCAGGACCAAAAUGCGGACAUGGGCGAGUGUGUUGGCGUUAAUAGGACUCCUGGGAGCUCUAUCCCCGACUGGCGCCGACGAAGCGGAAGCCAUGGCCAGAGACGGAUCCUUCGAAACCUGCGCGUGCGAGGACCUCACCCAGCCCUGCAUUUGCACGAAACCGGACGGAUUCAUCGUCCAGAAUAAAACAACGCAAAUUGGGAAGUACAGAGUAAACACCGGAAUACCCUCUUCUCUCGUUGUGUUCUUCAGAGGAGACGAAAUACCGAAUUUGAAUAGUUUAUGCUACGUUAAGAUCGGAAACAAUGAGUACAAAAGCAUGGACAACGUUCAGGACAAGAAUUUCGUUGUUGAUGACACGGACAGCACCGUGGAAGUAUUUACCUAUCGCUGCGACCAAAUCAGAUUAAUGUAUUAUACGUUUCCGAAAGAUUUCAACAAGACCGUCACCGUGUUGGAAAGUCCCUCAGGCAACCUCCUGGCUCCUCCAGAUCAAACAGGGUACUUCGCGUAUCAACCGAUGGUGCAGUCUCUCUGGAUCUUAGACGUAGGUCCCGUGGGCUCCAAGAUCGACCUGACCCUGAACUGGAUUGACCUCGGGACCCAAAACCCCCUCAUUCACGAUUAUACGUUGCUCAACGUUUCGAAUGGCGAUUUCCUCCUCAUCGGGGCGGGACAGGACAUUUUAGCAGGCAGAGAAACCAUGUUCUUUGGGCGUCGAGAUCAACCGCAGCGGAUUGCGAUACCUAGUAACAUGGCUCACGUUUUUUUCUAUUCUCGCUAUUCCUUCUACAACUCGACGGGUUUCAACAUUACCUACACUUCUACAGGACCCGAAGUGACGGACCCGCCCAUAUCUUCCACCACGACAGAGAGCCCGCCUGCGCCCAUCACCCUCGAGACGAACACGAUCGUGGCUGUCAACGGGCUGCCGGUGGAGGAGGGACUGGGAAACAUACCGACGUUUAGACGAGUCAUGGCUGAGAUGAGCAGCGACUACGUCAAAGAAAACGGGAUCGCUAUUUCCACCAACAACGUCACGUACAAAAUGGUUCAGAUCCUCCACCUGGCUACGUGCAACCCCUUCCAUUGCCAAGAGCAGUGCAUUGCCUUCAACUUCAGCGUGGGUGCUCUCGAUCCCAAAGGCAACUGGGUCUUCACGAAGGACGUUUUGGUGGAUAUGUUACAGAAGAAGGAUAUCAAAGAGUAUUACGAAGCGUGGGAGGAAUGCGACGAAAGGUCAAAGGUCGUGUCGUGGGUCUACAUCCUGACGGCGGUGUCUGUCGUGGUCGCCGCCGCCGCCUUGUCCCUUGUGGUGUGGAGGUGCAGCUCGGCCAACAGGAUCAAGGACUCCCGCCUGGCGUACGAACAGCAGGAGAAGCAAAAGCGAAAUGACAUGCGCCGUAGGUCUUCGGGAGACAUCUCUAUGAUCGGGAUCGGCGGCUCCAUCUCCUCCAGGGGCUCCAUGGCCUCCAGGAGGUUCACGAUGCCCUUCCCCAAGCCUGGCAGGACUGACGAAGACGAUGACGACGAACUGUAUGACAUGAGUAAUUACAAGGAGUACGACCCUGACCUCGGUCGUGUUGAUCCUCAAGAAUUUGGACUUCAGAAAGACUUCUUAACAGAUUUACACGCCGUGACGUACUUCACAAACGAGGCCUUUGCAGGGGAUGAAGACACAGAGAAAACCAUCUUCCAGAGGCAACAGGAGCGAACGGCUGAUCUCCCGGGAACAGACAGCGAAGAUUCCGACGGCGCGGCUGUUAGUUUUUCCAGUUUCAAGAAGAAGAAAUUCCCUUCUCACUUCACCUUCUCUGCUGACGUCCACGAUAAUGACGUCUCUGGGGAAACAGCUCUCUGAUUACUUCAAUCAAGCCUCCUCGCUUCCUUCUGGCGACUGUAAUCCGUGAUUCCUGCCGUUAGAUUGCCUGGUUCUUGCCGCCAUGUGAUUUUUUUUUUUUUUUAACAACAAUACGUGGCUCAGUCCUUCAUUUGCCUUUUUUACCAGCCUUUUUAAACAACCAUAUCAGGCCAGUCCUCUGGUUCUUGUAGCCAUGUGCUUUUUUUAACAACCAUACGUGGCUCAGUCCUCCAUCUGCCCUUUUUUAACUGCCUUUUUAAACAACCACAUGUGACCAGUCCUCUUUUUCUUGAAGCCAUGUGCUUUUUUUUUAACAAACAUACGUGACUCGGUCCUUCUGGUUCUUGCUGCCAGCCUCUGCUAACUCUUGGUUUGAUCCUCUUAUCCAUAACAUCUAUUCCCUUUUUUUUAUGUUUCUACUAUUUUUUUUCUUCUCCAUUUCUUCGUUUUUCUAUGUUUUAUUUUCUUUUAUUUCAUUUCUUCUUCUUCUUCUUUUUUCAUUUCUUUUUAUUCUUUCUUCUUCUCUUCAUAUUCCUCAUCUUCGUUUUUCUUUUGCUUUCCAUCUACUAUUCCUCAUCCAGUCCUCCUGCUGUCAUUCCUUCUAUCCAUGUCUCAGCUUUAAUUGAUUUCGUGUUUCGAUUAAUUCUAAUUUGGUCUUGUGGUGGACGAUUCGCUAAUGAUUAUUGAUUUUCAGUUUUCUAAUAGAAAUCUGUAUCUGUCUUUCUACAUGUAACUAUAAAUAUGAUUUAAUAUUUUUUUUUAUCGACUUUACAUGUGAAAUUGUCUGUAUUUCAUGUAUAUCAUUCACUUUUUUUCAUCUUGUGUAGUUAAAAUAUUAACAAUAGAUAGGCUCUUCUUAUAUAAGCUUUAUAAUAAAUAUUGGCUUUAAA